UUGCUCUCUUUUAAUCAUCAUCUAAUCCUCCAACGAUCUCAUACUUUGUUUAUUUAAUUUUCAUUCAUUACUUGUUAACUAAUCUCUGUUUUGCAGAAUUUAUCAUUCUUUUUAUACAUAUAUUUUGCUGUUACCUCUAACAUUAUGGACGCAGGAUCUAAUACUUCUUCAGCCACAGUUCCGAAAUCAUUUCUUCAAAGAAAAAGUUCCGGAGAAAACUUGGAUAGGUUCAUACCAAACAGAUCAGCUAUGGAUUUUGAUUACGCGCAUUACAUGCUAACAACCGCCGAUCCGAAAAAAGGUAAGGAAAAUCCGAUUGCCAGCUCACCGUCUAAGGAAGCCUACAGGAAACAUUUGGCAGAGACCUUCAACAUGAACAGAAGCAGGAUUUUAGCUUUCAAGAACAAACCCCCGACUCCAGCCGACACGGUUUUAAGUGAUUGUUCUUCGGUCCAGCAGGCAAAGCCCGUAAAGGCCCGUAGACACAUUCCUCAGACUUCUGAGAGGACACUCGAUGCACCGGAUAUUCUAGACGAUUACUACUUGAAUCUGUUGGAUUGGGGAAGCAGCAAUGUUCUUGCUAUCGCGUUAGGAAGUACAGUUUAUCUGUGGGAUGCUGCAGACGGUAACACCUCGGAAUUGGUCACCGUAGAUGAUGAAACUGGUCCGGUGACAAGUGUUAAAUGGGCACCUGACGGUCGUCACAUCUCAGUCGGCCUAAACAAUUCCGAUGUCCAACUUUGGGACACUACCUCUAACAAACUGCUAAGAACAAUGAGAGGAUGCCAUCAAUCUCGAGUCGGAUCACUGGACUGGAACAACCACAUUCUGACGACCGGAGGAAUGGAUGGUCGGAUAGUGAACAACGACGUUAGAAUCCGAUCACACAUAGUUGAAACAUACUCGGGCCACCACCAAGAAGUAUGCGGGUUAAAAUGGUCAGCUUCAGGUCAACACCUAGCAAGCGGAGGCAACGAUAAUCUCGUCCACAUCUGGGACCGAUCAAUGGCAACCCAAUAUGUUCACAGACUGGAGGACCACACGGCUGCGGUGAAAGCACUCGCUUGGUGUCCGUUUCAGAGUAACCUUCUUGCCACUGGUGGUGGAGGCGGUGACAAGUGUAUAAAGUUCUGGAACGCGCACACGGGUGCUUGUUUGAACUCGGUGGACACGGGGUCUCAAGUGUGUGCGCUUUUGUGGAACAACAAUGAGCGGGAGCUGCUGAGCUCACACGGGUUUAGUCAGAACCAGUUGACUUUAUGGAAGUACCCGUCAAUGGUUAAAAUGGGGGAGCUCACCGGGCAUACAUCGCGGGUUCUGUUUAUGGCACAAAGUCCUGAUGGAUGUACCGUGGCGUCUGCUGCUGGAGACGAGACGUUGAGGUUUUGGAAUGUUUUUGGGAGCCCGGAAGUUGCUAAAGCUGCGCCCAAAGCCGCUGCUGAGCCGUUUGCUCACCUCAACCGUAUUCGUUGAUCACAUAACAAUUACUUGGGAGAAAUGUCUUGUUGAUCCAAUGAAAGAAAGAGUAAAUUAUCAGUCAUCCAACACUGUUACUUAAUUCGCUGUUUU
Messenger RNA from Helianthus annuus (common sunflower), 1569 nucleotides. RefSeq names its product cell division cycle 20.2, cofactor of APC complex. Gene Ontology annotation, biological process: positive regulation of ubiquitin protein ligase activity; anaphase-promoting complex-dependent catabolic process; positive regulation of anaphase-promoting complex-dependent catabolic process. The record is from RefSeq and is a predicted model, not a curated record. The transcript is spliced from 4 exons. The coding region runs from base 145 to 1473 and encodes 442 amino acids. Gene Ontology annotation, cellular component: anaphase-promoting complex. Gene Ontology annotation, molecular function: ubiquitin ligase activator activity; protein binding; anaphase-promoting complex binding. NCBI's taxonomy places the organism in Eukaryota, Viridiplantae, Streptophyta, Magnoliopsida, Asterales, Asteraceae.